GGUUAAAGUCUCUUGUUCAUGAGUCUAUCUUCAAAAGUGGAAAGCCAAUGCAAAAUGCAAAGAGACUGAUAACAAUAACAACCAACAAACUUCCCUUCCAUGGAAACGGGAACUGCGCUCCGUCUCCAUUUCACUCUCAACACUCACAUUCUCAAUCGCAUUUCAAAACCAAAAACUUCUUCAUUCACUCUUUCAUCUUCUUCUUCUCCUUCUACUGUUUACAGUUUCCGAAGUCCAAAGCCCAAACGCGAUUUCCUCGCUGAUUGGGUUUCACAAAACGACGACGUAGUUCGCCCCCUUCCAAUCUACGUUGGAACGGCCUCUCUUUUUGCUGUUCUCUUCAAUCGCGCCAUCUCCGGUAUCGCUCCUGUCGCUGAUGCCGGCAGUUCACAAUCGAGAGCAGACCUCUUAACUUUAGGAUUAGCUGUCACUAAUAUUUUGGCUGGCCUCGUUUGGCUUUCCAUAAAACCGAAAUCUAUAACUGUGGUAAAUCCUCAGGGAGUAGAAUGCAAGAAGCUGUGCACUGAUCUCCCUGAUGUUGCACUUACUGAGCUGCUCUGGGCGUGGGAAUCUCUUUCAGAUGUCACAUGCUGCCGAUCACUUGUUAUUGCUUAUGAGAGCAGUUGUGUGCUUCAAUUUGGUUUUGCUGCAGAAUCUUCUGCUGGCAAUGGUGAGGCUGUAAGUGUGGACACUGAUAAAUUGAUGCAAGGAUCUGUAUUUCAGGGUGUUAUGAAAUCCGGAACUCAGAGUUAUUUGGCUAAUCUAUCUCUAUAUCCUGGGAAGUCUGAGCUGCCAUUUCUACCUUCAAAUACUCAGGCAGUAAUUUUACAGCCACUUGGAGAUAACGGAAUUGCAAUUAUUGGUGGUGACACAAUAAGAGGUUUCACUACUUCUGAUCAGGCUUGGAUUACUUUUAUCGGAGAGAAGCUGGAUUCUACUCUUGCAAAAUAUGUAAAACAACAGACUCUUACUUAAGUUUCAAAGAUUUGCAAGUAGCCGCUAAUGUUCGUAUAUACUCGAGAUUUCAGUGGUAAUAUGUAUCCUCGUUCGUCAUUGCGAAUACGAGGCUAAAAUUUAUCCACUGUAUAUUUUGUUCAUUAUUUACACCAGUUUUUAAAUUGAUUAAUGGCCAAUCCAAUUCUUAAGUUAGUAAUAAUAGUUACACAUUGUAAAAAUAACUACAUACAAGUAUGCACGUUGUACUAGACCAUGUUCCUUUUAAAAUGUUUAUUUUAGAGAAAUAAUUGUUUUUUUGACA
Molecule: messenger RNA, 1258 nt
Organism: Trifolium pratense (red clover)
Lineage: Eukaryota; Viridiplantae; Streptophyta; Magnoliopsida; Fabales; Fabaceae
Product: protein COFACTOR ASSEMBLY OF COMPLEX C SUBUNIT B CCB4, chloroplastic
Exons: 7
Coding region: 100-975 (291 amino acids)
Biological process (GO): cytochrome b6f complex assembly
Cellular component (GO): chloroplast
Source: RefSeq, a predicted model, not a curated record